AAUAACAAGUUUCUGAACGUUUUCCUCGACAGACUGAUCGUAAAUUAAUUUCGUGGGGUUGUUCGCGAACAGUGUUUCGCAAUACAAAUAAUUACAGUAAAACAAUAAUCAUGUUAUCCAGCCUCAGGUCUGGAGUUCAAGGUUUGUGGCGAGCAUCGUCCAGAGCGCUCCAGACAACAGCAAACUUACAACAUGAUAGCUUAUUUGUGCACCGAGACACCCCUGAAGAUAAUCCAAGUAUUCCCUUUGAAUUUACACCCGAAAAUAAGAAGCGUGCUGAGGCUCUCUUAGCUAUAUAUCCUGAAGGUCACAAGCGAGGGGCUAUGAUCCCAUUACUAGACUUGGCCCAGCGUCAAAAUGGUGGCUGGCUCCCAAUAUCUGCUAUGCAUAAGGUAGCUGAACUAUUAAACCUUCCUCGGAUGAGGGUAUAUGAAGUGGCUACCUUCUAUACCAUGUUUAUUAGGAGACCCAUUGGCAAGUACCAUGUUCAAGUGUGCACAACAACACCUUGCUGGUUACGGGGUUCUGAUGCAGUACUUAAUGCUAUCAAAGAAGCAACGGGCUGUGAGGUUGGGGGAAACAGCCCUUGUGGAAAAUUCUCAGUAUCUGAGGUGGAAUGUUUAGGUGCAUGUGUUAACGCACCCAUGGUACAAGUUAAUGACGAUUAUUAUGAAGACUUAAGCGUUGAGGAUACUAAAGAAAUAAUUGAGAAGCUAAAGAGGGAUGAAAAGCCAAAACCUGGACCGAGGAGUGGAAGAUAUGCAGCAGAACCUCUUGGUGGGCUAACAUCUUUAACUGAAGAACCAACAGGGCCUGGUUACGGCUUACAAGAAGGCCUGAAAGCUUGAACAACCUGUUGUGUAAAAAUUAAUUUAAUAGGAAUAUUUAAAUAAAAUCAUGUUAGAUAAU
Vanessa atalanta (red admiral) is the source of this 909-nucleotide messenger RNA. It is a transcript of the gene ND-24, whose product is annotated as NADH dehydrogenase [ubiquinone] flavoprotein 2, mitochondrial. Gene Ontology annotation, molecular function: NADH dehydrogenase activity. The transcript has 7 exons. NCBI's taxonomy places the organism in Eukaryota, Metazoa, Arthropoda, Insecta, Lepidoptera, Nymphalidae. The record is from RefSeq and is a predicted model, not a curated record. Bases 111 to 848 code for a protein of 245 amino acids. Gene Ontology annotation, biological process: mitochondrial electron transport, NADH to ubiquinone.